AUGGGCAUCAACAACCCAAUUCCACGGAGCUUGCGCAGCGAGUCCAAGAAAGCAGCGAAGAUUCUCGCCAGCUUUAUCAAGCCUAACCAGUUUGUUGGCGCCGACCAGGUGAUCCCUCCUCAUGUGUUGAAGAAUGCUAAGGGUUUGGCUGUGAUUACUGUUUUGAAAGCCGGUUUUUUGUUUUCCGGUAGAGCAGGUUCUGGUGUCAUUGUGGCCCGUUUGCCUGACGGUUCCUGGUCUCCUCCAUCUGCUAUCGUCACCGCAGGUGCCGGUGUCGGUGGUCAGAUUGGUGCCGAACUCACCGAUUUCGUCUUUAUCUUGAACACAAAGUCGGCCGUGGACACUUUUGCCCAGAUGGGCUCGGUCACUUUGGGUACAAACAUCUCGGUGGCCGCUGGUCCUCUAGGAAGAAAUGCCGAGGCUGCUGGUACCGCCACGAUGGGUUCGGUUUCGGCGGUUUUCGCUUAUUCCAAGACCAAGGGUCUCUUUGCUGGUGUCUCGUUAGAAGGUUCCGCCAUUGUGGAGAGAAGAGAGGCCAACAGAAAGUUCUACGGCAGUAAUUGCAAGGCUAGAAACAUCUUAGCAGGCCAGGUGGAGGUUCCUCCUGCCUGUGAACCUCUCAUGCGUGUCUUGGAGAGUAGAGUGUUCAACUACAACAUCGACGGAGAGGACUACUUUGACGAUGACUACUAUGAUGACAUUCCAGACGAAUUUUCAGACCUGGCUUCUGAAUUUUCCAGAGGCGGUGCAGCCGCUGGUGGCGCUGCUGGUGCAAGAGGUGCUCGUAGAAACAGAAGAUACUCAGACGACUAUUCGGACGAUGACUAUGACUAUGACCCCGAACCUCGUCGUCCUUACAACCGCACAGAGUCUUACAGCCGAGGCUCGAAAGGUGGUCGACGCUCAGCCUGGGAGGACAACAUCUAUGACGGUCCAAGCCGCAGCCGCGGCGAUUCCGACGUGGAUAACCUUGGCCUGAGGCUCAGCAGAACUAGACUCGGAGAGGCAGACAGCCCUUCCAGACCAACGUCAUCAAAGCCAAACUUUGGUGGUGCUCAAAAGACCAAUUCCUCGCAGGCGAUUGCACUUUUCACAUUCAAGGGCGAGCAGCUGGGUGAUUUGCCAUUCAAGAAGGGUGAUGUGAUUGACAUCUUGAAGAAGUCUGAAACCACAGAUGACUGGUGGACCGGCAGAAACAACGGCGUUAGCGGCAUCUUCCCUGCCAACUACGUUGAGUUGAUCUAA
Molecule: messenger RNA, 1245 nt
Organism: Candidozyma haemuli
Lineage: Eukaryota; Fungi; Ascomycota; Pichiomycetes; Serinales; Metschnikowiaceae
Exons: 2
Coding region: 1-1245 (414 amino acids)
Biological process (GO): actin cortical patch localization; actin filament bundle assembly
Cellular component (GO): actin cortical patch
Molecular function (GO): phosphatidylinositol binding; actin filament binding
Source: RefSeq, a predicted model, not a curated record